UUCUCAUGAAGAAAUAGAACCAGCAGCAGUCGCUCCUUCAUUCUCAGCUCAGCUCGGAGACAGAGACAGAGACAGACAGACAGACAGAGAUGGAUCCAGACGCAUUUCGAUCGACCUUUUCUGGCCUUGCAUUCGGAAAUGUAAUGGCAGCAGCUGCUCGUGAUUAUCAAAAGGAAAUGCUAGCUCAAGAAAAUGCCCCGGCAUCCUCAGCAACCAAUCAGGAAGUGGAUCUUGAUGAAUUGAUGGAUGAUCCAGAGCUGGAAAAAUUACAUGCAGACAGGAUCGCAGCUCUCAAGAAAGAAGCGGAGAAGCGACAAGCCUUGAAAAGACAGGGUCAUGGUGAAUACCGCGAGAUAUCCGAAGGGGAGUUCUUGGGUGAAGUUACUGGAAGCGAGCAAGUAGUAUGCCAUUUCUACCACCGUGAAUUCUACCGGUGCAAGAUCGUCGAUAAGCAUUUGAAGGCAUUGGCACCAAGGCAUUUGGAGACCAAGUUCAUCAAGAUGGAUGCUGAGAAUGCACCCUUCUUUGUUUCCAAACUAGCAAUCAAGACGUUGCCUUGUGUUAUAUUGUUCAGAAAUGGAGUUGCCAUAGACAGGCUGGUUGGGUUUCAAGAUCUGGGAGGCAAAGACGAUUUCACUACAGCGGCUCUAGAGAAUAUACUCAUCAAGAAAGGUAUAAUCAAAGAACAGAAAGACAGUGAAGAAGAUGACAACGACGAUGAUGGAGAUAAUAGCAAAUGCAGGACGGUUAGAUCCUCAGAAACACAAGAUUCUGAUUCAGAUUGAAGAUCAAAAAGAAAUCUGUGCCCUCGGUAUUUGUUAUCUGUAUUGCGUAAGAGAGAUUUAUUCAUCAUUCUGAUCUAGCAGCUCUGCCUUAGCCCAAAUUUUUAUUCCUGAGAUGGUGAGGUCAUCACCAGAUGGGGUCCACAUGUAGAGUUGGUCAAGCGAUCUGAAAUGUUGAUCCAGAUUUCAGAAAGCAUAGGCCGAAUGGAUGACCCUGGUUUUUGAUUGGUGGAUUUGGAUGUGGACCCGUUGAGAUUUUCUCUUCUCGUGUUUAUUUGAAUUCCAUCAGUCUAUGAUCGAGAAAAAACAAUCUGGAUUCUUGGUUA
Molecule: messenger RNA, 1108 nt
Organism: Magnolia sinica
Lineage: Eukaryota; Viridiplantae; Streptophyta; Magnoliopsida; Magnoliales; Magnoliaceae
Product: thioredoxin domain-containing protein PLP3A-like
Exons: 8
Coding region: 90-785 (231 amino acids)
Cellular component (GO): cytoplasm
Source: RefSeq, a predicted model, not a curated record